GCAGCAGCCAGCAGCGAGGAGUCAACGAGGAGUUUACACGGGAAUAACAUCGCUGCUUCGGCCAGACGUCGUUUGUGAAACCCCUCGCGGACAGGGUGUCCUCUGUUCACCGCUAGCGCGUGACAGUCGGUCCUCGAGGUCAGGUCUGCCACCGCGACAUGUACCACGCGUGUAAGAAUACUUGUCACUCGCUGUUUAAGUUACCAGGAGUUUUUUACUAACUGUGCUAGCUAAGUUGGCUAGCAGCGCGGCUAACACGCUAGCGCGUGCGCUGACGUUAGCUAACGCAGGCACGAGCGUCAUGAUGUUUUUUUUUUUUAAUGUUUUUUUUUAAAACAACAUCCAGCUAACAAGGAUGAGGUACACGCAGACCCUUGAACAAAAGGAAUGAUUUGCAGCUAACGCUAUCUGCGGACUGUUGGCAGUAUGCAGGCCUGUUGGACCUGAUCAGGUUGAGGACGACGUCAGCGGCUGUAUCAGUCAGAGCUUGAACCUACAGUCGGAAAAAGAUGGGGAACACGGCGACCAAGUUCCGUAAGGCUCUCGUCAACGGCGACGACGUGCUGGCCUGCCACCUGUAUGACAGCAACCCGCAGUUCAAGGAGGCUCUGGAUCCCAACUCUACAUACGGAGAGUCCUACCAGCACAACACUCCACUGCACUAUGCUUCCCGGCACGCCAUGGCCCGCCUUCUCAGGUCUUUCCUUUUCGGCAAAGAUGGGAAUCCUAAUAAACGUAAUGUGCACAAUGAGACAUCUCUGCACCUUCUCUGCAUGGGGCCGCAGAUCCUCACCUCUGAGGGGGCCCUGCAACCUCGGAUCUCACGGCCAUAUGAAGACAAACAGCGGCGGGCCGAAUCCCUGCAAAUCAUCCUGGCGUGGACCGGAGCGAAGCUGGACCAUGGAGAAUACGAGAGCGCUGAUAUCAACGCCACUGACAACAAGAAAAACACCUGCCUGCACUAUGCGGCUGCUUCAGGCAUGAAGACGUGUGUGGAGUUUCUGGUGCAGAGCGGAGCAGACCUGUUCGCUGAGAACGAAGAUCGCGAAACUCCAUGCGACUGUGCAGAGAAGCAGCACCACAAGGAACUGGCCCUGUGCCUGGAGUCGCAGAUGGUCUUCUCUCUUGCCCCCGAGGCAGAGGGUAUAGAGGCAGAGUACGCAGCCCUUGACCGAAGAGAGCUGUAUGAAGGCCUGCGUCCUCAGGAUCUACGGAGGCUGAAGGACAUGCUGAUAGUGGAGACAGCCGACAUGCUGCAGGCCCCUCUCUUCACUGCAGAGGCACUGCUACGUGCCCAUGAUUGGGACAGGGAGAAGCUCCUAGAGGCCUGGAUGAGCAACGCAGGGCAAUGCUGCCAGCGCUCGGGGGUGCAGAUGCCCAACCCGCCUCCUAGCGGUUACAACGCCUGGGACACCUUGCCCUCACCCCGGACGCCACGCGUCACCCGGCCCUCCAUCACUUCCCCUGACCAAGUCAGCCUGAUGCCUGCCGAGGAGGAGUCCUCUCUGUGUGGCAUCUGCAUGUCUUCCAUUUCCGUCUUCGAGGAACCGGUUGAAAUGUCCUGUGGCCAUGAGUUUUGCAGACCAUGCUGGGAAGGGUUUCUAAAUCUAAAGAUUCAAGAGGGGGAAGCCCACAACAUCUUCUGCCCGGCCUUUGACUGCUACCAGCUAGUGCCUGUGGAAGUUAUUGAGAGUGUGGUGUCUAGAGAGAUGGAUAAGCGCUACCUCCAGUUUGACAUCAAGGCAUUUGUGCAGAACAAUCCAGCAAUCCGCUGGUGUCCCGAGGCCGGAUGUGAAAUGGCGGUGAGACUGAGCACGCAGGGUUCUGGGACCUCCACCUCAGACUCUCUUAGCUUUCCCCUCCUCCGGGCUCCAGCCGUAGACUGCGGCAAAGGUCACCUCUUCUGCUGGGAGUGUCAAGGCGAGGCCCAUGAGCCCUGUGACUGUGAGACCUGGAAGUUGUGGCUCCAGAAAGUCACAGAGAUGAGACCGGAGGCAUUGGCCGGUGUGAGUGAAGCGUAUGAGGACGCAGCCAACUGCUUGUGGCUGCUGUCAAACUCCAAAUCCUGCGCCAAUUGCAAGUCUCCAAUUCAGAAAAAUGAGGGCUGCAACCACAUGCAGUGUGCUAAGUGCAAGUAUGACUUCUGUUGGAUCUGUCUGGAGGAGUGGAAAAAGCACAGCUCAUCAACAGGAGGCUACUAUCGUUGCACUCGCUACGAAGUCAUCCAGCAGGUGGAGGAGCAGUCAAAGGAGAUGACUGAAGAGGUCGAAAAGAAGCACAAGAGCUUUCAGGAACUUGACCGUUUUAUGCACUACUACACACGCUUCAAGAACCACGAGCACAGCUACCAGCUGGAGCAGCGCCUGUUAAAAACAGCCAAAGAGAAGAUGGAGCAGCUCAGUCGAGCCCUGAGUGGAUUGGAAGAAGACCCACCUGACACUACGUUCAUUGAAGAUGCAGUCCUAGAACUACUAAAGACACGCCGCAUCCUCAAGUGCUCUUAUCCUUAUGGCUUCUUUCUUGAGCCCAAAUGCACAAAGAAAGAGAUCUACGAGCUUAUGCAGACGGACCUGGAGAUGGUGACUGAGGACCUGGCUCAAAAGGUUAACCGGCCUUAUCUAAGGACGCCGCGCCACAAAAUCAUCCGUGCAGCAUGUCUCGUUCAGCAGAAGAGGCAGGAGUUUCUAGCCUCAGUAGCCAGGGGAGUGGCACCCAAUGACUCUCCUGAGGCCCACAGACGCAGUUUUGCUGGCGGAACGUGGGACUGGGAAUAUUUAGGCUUUGCAUCACCUGAGGAGUACGCAGAGUUCCAGUACAGACGGAGGCACAGGCAGCGGAGGCGAGGUGACAUGUCCAGUCUCCGUAGCAACACACCGGACCCCGAUGAUACCAGCAACAGCAUUUUAGACACACAGGACGUUGGAGGUGGGCGUAGACAUCAUCUGAUGAGUCUAGGUUCUCUUGAUGAUGAUGACCCAAACAUUCUCCUGGCCAUUCAGCUGUCCCUCCAGGACUCUGCGAUGGCAGAGAUCGGGUCCAACCAUGACGCGCUUGCCAACGAAGCCUCGCUCGGCGCUAUCGGCACAUCGCUGCCUUCUAGGCUCGAGCGGAGUGCUCCGGGUGCAGAAGUCCUUUCCAGAGCUUCUCUAAGCAGCUCAGAACUGCUGGAUUUGGGAGCUAACUUGGCUCGACUUGGCAACAUCGGCACCAGCAGCCAGUGCUCCGCAGCAUCUGGUGCGUCCGCCUCUGUGCAGCACUGCGACAGUCACCGCAGGGCCUUCGGGGCUUCGCUGCCGAUACCGGUGGGUCCAGGAGGCGGCGACUCAUCGACGGGCCUCUUCUCGUCCUCCAGCGACACGUUAGACUCGACCACAUGCGGCAGCCACGACCCGUCCACGUCCUCCGCAGCAAACGCUAAUUUGCUGGGCAACAUCAUGGCAUGGUUCCACGACAUGAAUCCCCAAGGCAUCACCCUGGUCCCCUCGACCUCCUCCGACACCGACGGUGAGGGGGGCGAGAAAGGCGGGGGGGUCCUGCCCGACAGCACCUCGGGACAGAGACCUCGGGAAGUGACGGCAGAAGUGGGUUUCUUCUCUCAGCGACCGGGCGACACGGAGGGGAAGGAGUGUGCCGUUGCUCAGAGGCCGACGCAGUUGGAUCUGGUGGGGCUGGAUGCCGUGGCGCUGCCCUACGCGCCCACCCUCGACACAGGCGGGGACCACGGCCAGCGGGGGGGGGGCUCAAAGGUCUGCCGCGUCGACACUCCGCAGUGUGACUCGGUCUCCGACCAUCUGCCCAGCAGCAGCUCCUCUGAGUGGGAGGACCAAGUGCACUUGGUAUGAAUGACAGGGUGAGGUGGGACGUUGCUUUUUUUCUGGGAGGCCAAAAAACACUUUGGAUUGCAAAAAAAGAGUAGUUGAGUAAUAAUCUAUUCAGUUGGAAUGAAGAAGUGAAGAAUGUCAGUUUGUCCCUGGUUGGGAAGAAGCAUCAAGACUCCAAUCCAGCAUUGAAGUCAGAUCGGUUUCCUGCGUUAACUGUACGGUCAGUCCCCAACAAUCAGCACUCAAUGAAAGAGACGUCACAUUUAAUACCAUUUUUAAAUAAUAUAUUACCUGAAAAUGGGUCUGUUGGUCUGAAAUCAGAGGUUAGAAGAUACUGCGUCGUGCAGGUAUUAUUAUUUUCCACUGGAGUAAAAGCUGUAUUUGUCUGAGGGAGGUUUUUAAACUGUACAUAUUAGCAGACUAAUAUCUUAGUACAUUUUGGUCUGUGG
Messenger RNA from Pungitius pungitius (ninespine stickleback), 4270 nucleotides. Its product is annotated as ankyrin repeat and IBR domain-containing protein 1-like. The transcript has 20 exons. Gene Ontology annotation, molecular function: ubiquitin conjugating enzyme binding; ubiquitin protein ligase activity; zinc ion binding. Gene Ontology annotation, biological process: protein polyubiquitination; positive regulation of proteasomal ubiquitin-dependent protein catabolic process; ubiquitin-dependent protein catabolic process. Lineage: Eukaryota; Metazoa; Chordata; Actinopteri; Perciformes; Gasterosteidae. The record is from RefSeq and is a predicted model, not a curated record. Bases 510 to 3842 code for a protein of 1110 amino acids. Gene Ontology annotation, cellular component: cytoplasm; ubiquitin ligase complex.